Molecule: messenger RNA, 1257 nt
Organism: Paramecium tetraurelia
Lineage: Eukaryota; Ciliophora; Oligohymenophorea; Peniculida; Parameciidae
Exons: 5
Biological process (GO): mitotic DNA damage checkpoint signaling; protein phosphorylation
Cellular component (GO): nucleus; cytoplasm
Molecular function (GO): ATP binding; protein serine/threonine kinase activity
Source: RefSeq, a predicted model, not a curated record
AUGCUUCUUUAAUUUGAAUGCCUUCGAAAGCAUUUGAUUUUUGAUAAGGCGUACAUCCUUUAAUGUUAUGAAAGAGAAGUAUUCAUUGGAGAAAAUAGAGCAAAACCCAAAUACUAUUUUGAAGUGUCACUGAAGAAUUUUAUUGUAUUUCACACUGAAUAAGAUUAUUUUGGAUUCUCCAUUCCCUAUAGAGGAAAGUUAAAGCUAUUUCAUGCAAAUUCCAAAAAAGUCAGAGAACUUAAAUUACUUUUAUCUGGAAAGAUUCUUUUUGGAGACUUGAAUUAAUUCUAUCUGUAAAAGCAUUAACUUGGACAUGGAUCAUUUUCAUACGUUAAUUUGUUGUAGAACCUAGAAACCAAAGAAAUGGUGGCAGCUAAGUUUUUAAGUAAGCAAUGGAAGCACAAAACCAAUACAGAGCGAAUGAAGGCAAUAAUAUAAAAUUAUUUAAAGGAAAUAAUAAACGAAAAUAAUAUAGUAUAAUCUUUGAAUCAUCCAAAUAUAACCAAAAUAAAAGAGGUCUAUGACAAAAAUUCAGAGAUAGUCAUAAUAUAUGAAUUUAUAGACGGAGACACCCUUGAGAAAUAUUUACAUGAUCAUUGUGGGUCUCUAAGUCAUUUCGAUAUUUAAUCUAUUAUGCGACAAAUACUACUGACAUUAUUCUAUGUUCAUCAACAAUAACUCAUUCACAGGGAUAUAAAGCCGUCAAAUAUAAUGAUUCAAUAAAAUCAUAAUAUCAAAAUCAUAGACUUUGGCUUAGCUACAAAAAUUGGAGUAACUAAUAACGAUAUUUGUGGUACUGUCGGCUAUAUCGCUCCAGAAGUGUUGUGUAUUACUACUUAGCAAUCUGUUUAUUCAUUUAAGUGCGACAUGUUCGCAGCAGGAGCGAUAUUUUAUAAAUUAAUAACUUCCCAUGACUUAUUUACGGAGGCCAAAGAUUACGCAAAUUUUUAAUUAAAAUUAGACCUUUUAAGAAAACUCAAUACUCCUGAAUCUGGGAUUGACUUAUUGCAAAAGCUUUUGGAUUUUAACUAUAAAACAAGAUUAAGCGCCAAAGAAGCUUUAUCUCAUCAUUAUUUCACUGAAUCUCUAAGAGUGUCAGCCAAAAAGUCUUUACAAAUGUCUCAAUAGAAUAUUCUAUUAGCCAAUACUUCUCAAGUUUCGCUGAUUGGUACUUCAGAAACUCCAAUACAAAAUGUUAAUAUUUUCACUUAAAAUCUUAACAGGCGAUUCAGGUUUUCAAUAUAAUUAAAUAAUUGA